Molecule: messenger RNA, 1949 nt
Organism: Psylliodes chrysocephalus
Lineage: Eukaryota; Metazoa; Arthropoda; Insecta; Coleoptera; Chrysomelidae
Source: the annotation of a GenBank genome assembly
UGAUUCUAGCACUCUCCUUCCAAACCUGUGUGCAACGAUGCUUUAAUGAAUCCUGUCAAGGAAACGCGAAGUGAAUAAAUAAUUUAGAAUAAUUUUGAGCUCCCAUUAACUAUUUAGUUCUUCAUACUUUCAUCUGUAGGUGAAUUUGUUGUAUUCAGUUGUAGACUUACAUUCCAACCGCAACAGCAAAACCGUAGCAUUCGAACAACCUUUCGCCUGCUAUCUGUCGUCAUCGGUGCGUCAGUGGUUAGUCGAUUUCGCGCACGAUUUGAAACUUGUUUAUAAGUUUGUUUACAUUACAAAUUAGAAAUGGGUGAACAGGACAGCAGUCCAGUAUCAGAAUGGUACACCAACAAAUCCAUAUUCAUUACAGGUGGAAGCGGAUUUAUGGGUAAAGUUAUGAUAGAAAAACUGCUUUAUUCAUGUCCAGGAAUAAAGUGCAUAUACGUACUUCUUCGGAGCAAAAAAGGAAAAUCUCCGAAAAAGCGGAUUGAAGAUUUUUGGCAAUUACCGAUGUUCGAACGGCUCAGAAAAGCUCAGCCUUCAGCUGUGAAAAAAAUAAUUCCUCUCAUAGGAGACUUGCAUACAGAACAUUUAGGACUAAGUGCCACGGAUAUCGAACUUUUGGCCAACGAAUGCAACAUCGUUUUACACAUGGGCGCCACUUUAAAACUGGAAGCAAAUUUAAAAGAUGCUAUCGAACAAAAUACAGGGGGCACUGCGAGAGUAAUAGAUGUGGCUAGAAAGAUGAAAAAUUUGGUUGCUUUCUUGCAUUUUAGCACUGCCUUUUGUUCCGUCGAUAUAGAUGUGUUUGAAGAAAAAGUAUACGAAUCCAAGGACUCGCCCCGAGAGGUAAUGGAAAUUACAAAAUGGCUGAACCCGCAAGCUUUAGAAGUCGCAACUCCUUCGAUAAUAGCUCCACAUCCGAAUACGUAUACUUACAGCAAAAGACUAGCUGAAAAUUUGGUAGCUGAGGAAAAAGAUAAUUUUCCUGUAUGCAUAGUUCGCCCGGCUAUAGUAAUUCCAUCAGUGAGUGAACCAGUCCCGGGCUGGGUGGACAACCUAAACGGCCCGAUAGGUCUUUUGGUGGGCGCUGGGAAAGGAGUAAUUAGAUCCAUGCACUGCAAAGGUGAAAAUACCGGACAGUUCAUACCAGUCGAUUACGCAAUAAAUGCCAGUAUAUGCAUCGCUUAUUUAGUCGGAACUAAUCAGACUGGUCAGGAAGAUGUUCCCGUGUAUAACUUAACUACAACUUCAAUCGUCUCAAUGACGUAUAGAGAAAUUAUAGACCAGGGAAGGAACAUUGUCUACGACAACCCAUUUGAAAUGCAAGUUUGGUAUCCUGAUGGAGAUAUAAGAGCGUCCAAAUUUGUCCAUAAUAUUUACAGCCUGUUCUACCAUUGGAUUCCCGCAAUUCUCAUAGACUUUUUAAUGAUUAUUUUCAGACAAAAGACUUUCAUGCUACGGAUACAAAGAAAAAUCUACGACGGUUUGGAACUAUUACAAUUCUUCUCUGUGCGCGAAUGGAUAUUCAAAAGUGAAAAUUUCAUCGGAAUUUUGGACAAAUUAAACGAAAAGGAUCAAAAGAAAUUUCCAAUGCUAAUAGUUCCGCCUAUACAAGAAUAUAUGUUGCAUGCUGUUUUGGGCACGAGACAAUAUUGUUUGAAGGAGGACCUGUCGUCGUUGCCUAGAUGUAGAAGUAAACAAAAAUUGCUGUACGUGGUUCACAAAAUGUUUGUUUUUGCUUUCUACUAUUACGUCUUCUACCUUUUGAGUUGUCUUUUUCCACCAGUAAAAAUACUGUUUGAUGGAAUGAAAACAGGGCUUAGUUAUAUACCUGUUUUUGGUUAUAUUUUUUCGUGAGUGCACAAAAUCAAAGUAUGUGACCUAAGUGUACUUUUAUCAUUUAUUGUUAUAUUUUUUAUGUGUAUUUUAUUAUAUAAUUUGAA